AUGGAGCCCAAACAUUCUUUCGUAAUUUGGGAUUAUGUUAUCUUUGCUGUGACAAUCGUCAUCUCCAUUGGUAUUGGUCUGUACUAUGCCUUUGCCGGAGGUCGGCAAAAAACAACCUCGGAAUUUCUUGUUGGAAACCGUAGAAUGAAAGUUAUUCCUGUAGCGAUUUCGUUAAUGGUUUCUUUCGAGUCUUCGAUCAUGAUGCUUGGCGUUCCGGCAGAAGUUUACGAAUACGGCUUACAAUAUGUGCUGCAGUUAAUGGGUUUCCUCCUGGCCAGUAUACUAGCAAUCAACAUCUUAGUUCCACUUCUUCAUCCGCUUAAAAUCACCAGCGCAUACGAGUACCUUGAAUUGCGUUUUAAGUCUCGAGCAGUUCGUCUAACAGGAACAAUACUUGGGAUAUUGUCAUAUACGUGUUAUAUUGGAAUCGUGCUAUUUGGACCUGGAGUAGCCUUGGAGGCAGUGACCGGAUUCCCACAAUGGGUAUCGAUAACAGUUGUAGCCGUUGCAUCCGUCGUGUACACUUCUAUUGGAGGACUAAAGGCUGUGAUAUGGACGGAUGUAUUUCAAGCAUUUGUGAUGUACACGGGCAUGGCAGCCAUUCUUAUCAAGGGCACCAUGGAUGCAGGUGGCAUCAAGGAGACAUGGCGGAUAGCAAAUGAGAAUGGGAGAAUUAAUCUUUUUAAUUUUGAUCCCGAUCCGAGGGUACGUCACACGUUUUGGAAUUUGUUUGUUGGAUCUCUGAUUCGUGGCUUCGGCCUAUUGUUUAACCAGUCGACUAUCCAGCGAGUUAGUGCCACGCCAACGGUCAGAGACGCCAAAAAGAUGUUGUUGAUUACCACGCCUUCCUUCUCAAUUACGCUGACCUGUGCGGCGAUAGAGGGUAUCGUGGUAUAUGCAUAUUACCAUUCCAAAGGCUGCGAUCCAUUGAGGUCAAAACAGCUCACCAACCCUAACCAGUUGAUUCCUUUCAUGGUUAUGGACAUCUUUGAGAACAUCCCUGGCAUGCCUGGUCUCUUUAUGGCUUCACUAUUCAGCGCUUCUCUUAGUACCCUAUCGUCAGGCCUGAGUAGUAUGUCCGCUCUCCUGUAUACAGACAUCAUACAACCUCACACAAAGCCGAUGUCACAGCUUAAAGCCACCAUCAUUGCCAAAUUAGCAGUGGUGUUCUUCGGCUGCCUAGCAGUAUGUGUGGCCUUCAUGAUAUCGUAUGUGGGAGGCAACUUAGUACAGAUCGCGGGAACUCUUUUAGCUGCUUUUGGUGGUCCUCUGUCUGGCCUCUUCUUACUUGGCUGCUUUGUGCCCUUCGCCAAUGCAAAGGGUGCCAUUAUGUCAACGAUACUGUCGAUUGGCCUGACAGCAUGGAUAGCAGCCGGCCAGUUCAUCACUAAAGUUGGGAAGCGGUGGGUAAAACUCCCGUCAGCCCCUAUUGAUCAAUGCUUCGUUAAUGUGAAUGGCACCACAAACAUGUUCACUACGCCAUCUACAAGUCUGAACUGGACGGAUUACAGCACCAGCUGGUCCUACGAUGUAGCUACUUCCGGUGUAAUGGCCGAAAUGCCACCAGCAGAAGGAAUUGCGAAGUUAUAUACUAUAUCCUACAUGUGGCUGAGCGUUAUUGGUAUCCUGACUGUCAUCUUAUUUGGAGCUAUCUUUAGUCUAAUGACAGGACCUAUUAAACCGGAGGAUGCUAACCCGAUGUACCUUGUAUCAUUUGUGGAUAAAGUCAUGUGUUAUCUCCCUUUGUCACUAAGGAAGAAACUCAGAUACGGCAUCGACUAUGACCAAGCUGAAAAGUUUCAUCAAGAAGCUGACAAACUGGAUGAGUUCGUGUUGAAAACAGAAAAAGAGGGCAUGGAGAUUACGUAUGACCCACAAGUGCUUGUCCCCUUAAACGGCAACGAAAAUGGCCAGGACGAAGAUAUCAAAUGUACCAUCAACGAUGAAGAACACAUGCUGCAACAUUCUCCUAACCAUAAAGUAGACUCCCAUGUAGAAACAGUCAAUGAGGUUGUUGUAACGAAACCGGAAGUAGAGGUGAAUGGGAUGAAACAGGAAAAUACCUGA
Ylistrum balloti is the source of this 2067-nucleotide messenger RNA. RefSeq names its product sodium-coupled monocarboxylate transporter 1-like. Gene Ontology annotation, cellular component: membrane. Gene Ontology annotation, molecular function: symporter activity. The transcript is spliced from 16 exons. The record is from RefSeq and is a predicted model, not a curated record. The coding region runs from base 1 to 2067 and encodes 688 amino acids. NCBI's taxonomy places the organism in Eukaryota, Metazoa, Mollusca, Bivalvia, Pectinida, Pectinidae. Gene Ontology annotation, biological process: sodium ion transport; transmembrane transport.